Messenger RNA from Charadrius vociferus (killdeer), 1029 nucleotides. RefSeq names its product chromosome unknown open reading frame, human C9orf171 (gene CFAP77). Lineage: Eukaryota; Metazoa; Chordata; Aves; Charadriiformes; Charadriidae. Bases 1 to 1029 code for a protein of 342 amino acids. The record is from RefSeq and is a predicted model, not a curated record. The transcript is spliced from 9 exons.
AUGGCGACCGGCAGCGGCGUGGGAUGGGUUUUCCCGCCCGAGGCUUGGGACCAAGAUGAAGCACUUCCAGAUCUGGGAAGUGAGACCCUUGAUUUACCAGAAAGCACCACUGUAUGGGCUUGCGAUGAUCCCAAAGUGGCAAAGCUGACUGCCAGCUUGCCAGGAUCUGCAAAGGAGCAGACCUGUUGCCACAACACAGACAAGGCGCUCGAGCAAGCGGGCACAAUCUCACCCCUGGACACGCUGUCCCUGCAGAAAGGGCUGUGUUUGAUUCAGCAUCUCCUGAUCCAGAGAGUGUUCACCCUGGAGUGUAAUAAUAGUCAUUUCAACGCCAAUGUUCAACGAUUCACCCAUGAGAAGCAUGAGAGGAUUUUAACUUAUCAGAAAAGGUCUUUACACUUCUCCUUUAACUUCACUCUUCUGCAGGCAGAACUGGGGAAGCCCCAGAGAAACUGCUACACCCUGCCAGGCUUUGAUUUUUCAUACGGGCUGUAUAUCCACAGGACAGAUGGAGGAGUCCCUGAAGCAAUAGGCCACUGGAACACAGUAAAGUCCAGGACUGCUGCAGUUCAGAAGAUGCCCCGAGAUUUCAUCACCAUGAACCGUGGUGCUCUGAAGGCCGGUUAUACCACAGCCCGUGAAUUUAAUUUGUACUACAAGGCCAAGGACAUUCGGUGCAAAGAUGAUGAAUACAGCCGCUUCAACAGAUGUCCUCCUAAAGUGCCUGCCGACUUCACUUACGGCAUCACAUCACGGCCUUGCACUCCCUUUUUUGACCUCCUCCAACACAGAUACAAGGAGCUGUGGAUGGAGCAGCAGAGAGCCCUGACAGCAGCCCUGCGAGCAGAAAAGAAAAAGUCACAGAAAGAAAGAGUCCAUGAAACUCGCACUACAUUUCUGCGAAAACAUCCACCACCUGCAAAGGAGGAGUCCUUCUGGCACCUGCCCCGCUUGGAGAAGGUUGGGCCUCAUCUCAGUACUUUUCCAGACCGUGAUACUCGUAAAAAGGCAUUCAGUGCCUCCCAUUGA